This is a messenger RNA of Spodoptera frugiperda (fall armyworm), 1167 nucleotides long. RefSeq names its product trypsin-3. The transcript is spliced from 5 exons. NCBI's taxonomy places the organism in Eukaryota, Metazoa, Arthropoda, Insecta, Lepidoptera, Noctuidae. Gene Ontology annotation, biological process: proteolysis. The coding region runs from base 232 to 1059 and encodes 275 amino acids. The record is from RefSeq and is a predicted model, not a curated record. Gene Ontology annotation, molecular function: serine-type endopeptidase activity.
UUAGUAGCAAGUGUACACCGAACUAUAGACCCAGUACAUUAGUCGGAGCACAUACACUAGCUAAAGCCCCGAAGGUUACCACUUCUGACGACCACUCGUGUUAUGACAGAAAAAUUCAAUGAAACUAUGUGGGUGCUUUGUAUACCGUUUUAACAGAUAAUAAGCGUCCCAUAUAAAACGCAGAGUGAAUAGUUAGCCCUUAUUUUGUGAAAAAUAAACGAAGCAAGAACAAUGUUCAGUUUGAGUAUAGUUCCAGUUUUUGUUUUGGUUUUGUUAAACCCAGUAUCCCCAUUCGACUUCCCAAACUUUGUCUUCCCAAACGUGCCAACUGUCGAAGAUAUACUGUACGGUCCCGUGCCUUUCGACAAUCGGAUCGUUGGAGGCGAGAAUGCGACCAUAGAAGAACAUCCUUACCAAGUGUCGUUUGUUGUGAACAAUUCCUACUUUUGUGGAGGGUUCAUUGUGAGUGAGAAUUAUAUCCUGACUGCAGCCCAUUGUGCUCAAAAUGUAGACCCAUCGUCAGUCGUCCUUAGAGCUGGGAGUACUUGGAGAAAAAAUGGCACAAUAAUACCCAUUGCUGAAGUGAUUGCUCACCCAGAGUAUAACAACCCAGCCUUCGAUAAGGAUGUAGCGGUGAUGAAGACAGCGGAACCAAUCACUUUCACUGACACCAUACAAAGCAUUGCAUUGCCGAAAAAGGGAGAGUAUUUGAAAGGGAAUUCUGUGAUCAUGGUCAGUGGAUGGGGGAAAACUAAUCAAGCAGCCAAUACAAUACCGGAGAAUCUGAUGCACGUGGAGAUCCCUGUGGUGCCUCACUGGCAGUGCUUUGUGGUGUACGCCACGGUGCUCACGGACAACAUGUGGUGUGGAGGCAACUUCGUGCUUGGUGGAAAAGGAACCUGUCAGGGUGACUCUGGUGGUACGGCUAUCCAGAACGGUAAGGCAGUGGGUAUCGUCUCGUUCGGCCGUGGAUGUGGCCAGAGUUUCUCGCCGAGUGUCUUCGCCGACACUGCUGCACCCACUAUAAGGGACUUUAUCACUGAACAUACAGGAUUGUAAGCAUUGAAAGAAAAAUGGCAAGACUUAUGGAACAGUUUACUACAUAGUUAAGUUUAUUUAUUCUUGUAUUAAGGUUUUGAUUAAGAAUGUUUAUUUAUCAUAAAUGAG